AUGGAUAUUAAUAAUGCAUUUUUACAUGGGGAUUUGGAUGAAGAAAUGUUUAUGAAGCUCCCUCCUGGUCUAACUGUGCAAUCUGAUUUUCCUACCUCUUCAUCAACUCUUGCUUGCAAGUUAAAUAAGUCUCUUUAUGGACUGAGGCAUGCCUCAGGGCAAUGUUGCUGGGAUAAUUUGACCGAAAUUAACAACCUUAAACAUUUUCUGGAUAGUGCAUUUAAGAUUAAGGACCUUGGGGAAAUUCAUUAUUUUUUUGUUUUAGAAAUUACUAAAGAGCAUUCUGGUUUUCUCAUUAGUCAACAUAAGUUUAUUAUGGUUAUGCUUUCUGAAUUUCACUAUUCUGAUGUCUCCUCUGUGGUGGCUCCCCUUGAUCCACAUGUCAAAUUGUAUGCUGAAUUUGGUGAUAUUUUGCAUGAUCGUUCUAUUCGGUUUAUGUCAACACCUAGAGUUCCUCAUUUAGAUGCUGCUUUGCACAUGUUUCGAUACUUGGCUGGUUAUUGUGACUCUGACUGGGCUAGUUGUAGUGAUUCUAGAAAGUCAAUUAGUGGCUUUAUUUUAUUUCUUGGUGGGUGCCCCGUCUCUUGGAAAUCCAAGAAACAACCUACUAUUGCAUUUUCUUCUACUGAGGCAGAGUAUAGAGCAUUACGAUUGUUGGUUGCUGAGAUCACCUGGAUUCUGUGGUUGCUUGGUGAACUUGGGAUUUCUUCUCUCACACCUGUUGAUGUAUUCUGUGAACAAUCAAGCAGCGGUUCAUAUUUGUAA
This is a messenger RNA of Nicotiana tabacum (common tobacco), 765 nucleotides long. NCBI's taxonomy places the organism in Eukaryota, Viridiplantae, Streptophyta, Magnoliopsida, Solanales, Solanaceae. The record is from RefSeq and is a predicted model, not a curated record.